AGCCUAGCGAUAACAACGACAACAACAGUGGAGGGUCGCCAACAACAUCAACAACAUUGCAGUUGGAAAAGGCCAUUUUGUGAUUGCAGUGAAGAGAGGACUGGUUAAAUUCUGUUUGGGCAUUGUGAGUUGAUUUGCCGGAAAUGGUUUGAAUUCUGAUUCUCUUAAAGAUGGCUACCCCUAAAGAGCAAAUCACAGAUCAGGAGCAGGACCAUGAGGGUCCAGCAUCUCAUGGUGAUGAUCGACUACCUGAGAAAAUGGAUGAAACAAAAAGAGAUUUGCCAGCACAGUCAGAUAUGUCAUCAGGCCCUGUAAUUGAGCCAUCAGCUGCACCAGAAUCAGACAGAGAAAGAAUUAAAAUGCAAGCACUGGUUGCAUCUUUUUCUGAGUCCCAACUUAACAGAUAUGAAAUGUAUCGAAGGGCCUCUUUUCCAAAAGCUGCAAUAAGAAGGUUGAUGCAGAGUGUCAUGUCAGGUGGUUCUGUUCCUCCAAAUGUUGUCAUUGCCAUGGCUGGUAUUGCCAAAGUUUACAUUGGUGAGAUCUGCGAAGAAGCUCUUGAUAUCAUGGAAGAAAGAAAGGAACAUGGACCAAUCCAGCCAAAACAUUUGAGGGAAGCAGUCAGAAGACUCAAAAGUAAAAGCAUGAUACCAAAUUCGAGGUAUAAAAAGACUUUGCUAUGAACGGUAAGAGAUAGCUUCAUCUAACAUUGAUGUUGAGAUAUAAAGACAAAUCUUUUGAAGUUUGCUGAAUUCCAAAUUGCUCGCGCAUUGCCUGGUUCAAACGAAUGGAUUUACGAGUAGCUUUUUUUCGUUUUCGUUGUAAAUGUAGCCAAUCGUCGCUCCGGGGCCAAGAGGCGUUCCUGUUCGUGUUUUUGUGACUAGCUGCACAGAUUGGAAAAUCGUCUUUUUAAUAAAUCCGCGAGUGCGCACUUUUUUCUGCUUUUAUAACGUCAUUGUUCAAGCAACGAAAACGUUCAAUGGAAGCUAGUUGAUAAUAGCACAAUAUUCAAAGCAGAGUCCUUUCGAUCAGAUUGUCCUGUAAAGACAGCUUUUGGCAGAUGUGAAUCGUUACAAUCAAACAGCCAUAGGAAGCUACUCUGAUUUUCAACGUGGCACAUAUGACAUUAAAAACCUACACAUGUUUUGUAAACAGAACACAAGAGACUCUGAAGUGGAUGUCGUAUUCAUGAUGAAGUAAGAGAACUGAUUGGUCCCUUUAGAGGUACAUAAAGAAGACUGUUGGUUCUCUAGGAUAUUUCACGGAAAGUUGUACUUUUAACCUCUUAGUUGUCAGUUUGUAAUCCAUUUAAUAUCAGUUUAACUAAAGACUGCUUAUGAUUAUACAAAGUCAUUUCGUACCCAUAUUCUUACGAAUUAAAGAUCUAAGGGCAUAGCUUGCAGAUUCUGUUUCCUUUGUCAGGGGUUUUGUGCAGUCCUGUAUGUGUUUAUUUCUGAUUUUCGUUCCGAGGGAUUUCCAACAAGGAAAUUUCUUUACAAGCUACAUAUGAACCCUCAUGUUUCUUUAUCUCCCCGUUAAACCCUUAUAAUGUUUUCUUGCCCAUUCUCAGUCCUUGGCAACUUUGCGUAGAUCGGGAAGCUGGUGUUUUUCUUUCACUGGCCAUAUCUCACUCAAUUUCUUUCACUGGCCAUAUCUGACCAAAUUUCUCAUUGAUUGCACUUUCUUUUGUUUUCAUUGCGUUCUUUCAGGUUAUCUAGUUAACAGCCAGAAAUUCAGAAAAUAGAAUUUUUAAGGCGUCACACUUACAUGCUCUAUAAGAGACCCCUAGUAUAAAUCAUACUAGCUUUACCAAUAAUAUAUGGUUUGAGUUCGUCUCAGUUUGUUGCAGUAAUCUCCAACCAAUGACUCCAACUUAGUUCUUGAGACUAAACUAAGGUGGACAUCCCUUUCUUAUUGAUUUCAAUCGAACCUCCCUACAAGUAUUUAUUGUUAAUAUCAUGCUACCAACGUAGCUACGACAUGUUCACACUGAUGUGUUUCAAAGUCUGUUUUUUCAUCAAGCCGUUCGCAUCCAUGUUGAUACGACCAUUAAUGCCUUUUCAAAUGUCUCUGUUUUCAACUGUUUUAGUGUGGACUCAUUGGGCAAUGUCGCCUUGAUCCAUUAUUUUGUUAACUUGAUUUCUUUAUUGUAUUUCUUUGUUUUAUUCCCUUAAUAUUUCUUUUCGUAUUGAAGUUCGCGUAGUUCGUUGGUUGACCGAAGCAAAGUCUCUAAUUCAGUAAGUUUUCAUUUCUCAUCAAAAGAGGUCUCCUAUUUGCUAUUGAUCAGUCAUACUAAUUUGUCACCCUUCUCUAAUGUCAAGGACCCUCGAAAUUAAAUAAACAAUUGCCAAUGGAUGGGGGCACACCAAUUUAUUUUCAAUCUUUAUAAAAAAAGCAAUAAACAUGUUUUUUAACGGGAAAUUUCCUAUCUGAUCUGGGAUGGUGUUUGUUGGAUAAGUUAGUUUUUGCGCCGUAAAAGGCUUUCGAAUCUUUGUUUUGUUUUUCUUUAAGGGUAUAUGUGUUUGUAAUUUAUUAAAUUUGUCGAUUUGAAACAACCACCCCCCUCUUCUGAAACGGUGCCGAUUUUUGCAGAUCAGGCUAGCGUGCGUAUGAGAAUAAAAAAGCAACCUGAGGCGAGUUAGUUGUACUUCAAUCUAAAUCGUUAUUUUCCCGCUGUUUUGUACCAUCUUUAAAUGUUGUAGCAAGUAAGGCUCAAUUCCGCAUUCCUAUUGAACUUCUAGUUUGUUUGGCGAAAGUAACGCUUGCUUGAUUUCCAUAUAUAA
Molecule: messenger RNA, 2780 nt
Organism: Rhopilema esculentum
Lineage: Eukaryota; Metazoa; Cnidaria; Scyphozoa; Rhizostomeae; Rhizostomatidae
Product: transcription initiation factor TFIID subunit 11
Biological process (GO): transcription initiation at RNA polymerase II promoter; RNA polymerase II preinitiation complex assembly
Cellular component (GO): nucleus; transcription factor TFIID complex
Molecular function (GO): RNA polymerase II general transcription initiation factor activity; protein heterodimerization activity
Source: RefSeq, a predicted model, not a curated record